Molecule: messenger RNA, 3867 nt
Organism: Vespa mandarinia (Asian giant hornet)
Lineage: Eukaryota; Metazoa; Arthropoda; Insecta; Hymenoptera; Vespidae
Gene: P5CDh1
Product: delta-1-Pyrroline-5-carboxylate dehydrogenase 1
Cellular component (GO): mitochondrial matrix
Molecular function (GO): L-glutamate gamma-semialdehyde dehydrogenase (NAD+) activity
Source: RefSeq, a predicted model, not a curated record
GUGGUUAAGUUUACCAUUUGUCCGAUGAUUGCUGUUGUCGCCUUUCGUGAUUCCGGAGGUUCGUUUCGUUAAGAGAAAGAAAAAAAUAGAGAGAGAGAGAGAGAGAGAGAGGGAUAGAGACAGGUAAAUGAAUUUUGUCCUUCGAUUUGAAAACUCAAGUAAGUCAAUUUUGUCGAACGAACGAAGAAGAUAGAGAAGCAAAGGGAAGUCCCAACGAAGAGAAGAGAGAAAGAGAUAGAUAUACGAAUAGAGAUAGAGAUAGAAAGAGAGAGAGAGUGAAAGAGAGAGAGAGAGAGAGAGAGAGAAAAAGAGAAAGAUAGAACGUGAUCGAGAGCGAGAGUGAGAGAGGGGGCGUUUGAGUAAGUGGAAAGGGAGAAGGGCCGAAGAGCUACAAAGAGCACAAUGUUGAAUAUCUGUCGUCAAGUUUUUAUUACAAAUAGCCAAAAAGUAGGUAAAAGAUGUCUAGGAUCUAUAGUGCCUCUACCAAAUCCUCCCGAUGUACCAUUGGAGAACGAACCUAUUCUAGGUUAUACAAAAGGAAGCAAGGAACGGGCCGAAUUAGAGAAGGUCUUGGAUGAAAUGGCAAGUGAAUGUACCGAAGUGCCAUUAGUGAUUGGUGACAAAGAAAUUAAGACGGAUUUGUGCAAAUAUCAAGUUAUGCCACAUAACCAUAAAGCUAAAAUUGCUAAAUAUUAUUGGGCUACGCCAGAUUUAAUACAGAAAGCUAUCGACGUUGCUGUGAAAGCUCAAAGGGAAUGGGAGAAGUGCCCUAUUGAAAAACGAUUAGAAAUAUGGUUAAAGGCUGCUAAUCUCAUGUCAAAGAAAUAUAGACAACAUUUAAAUGCUGCCACUAUGCUUGGACAGAGUAAAUCUGUUAUUCAGGCGGAAAUUGAUAGUGCUGCUGAAUUAAUUGAUUUCUUCAAAAUACAAGGAUCUUAUGUUAAGGACGCUUUGAAAUAUAAACCGAUUUCACCGAACAAAACUGUAUUAAAUUCAUUGAGGUAUCGUGGAAUGGACGGUUUUAUUGCUGCUGUAUCACCUUUCAAUUUUACUGCUAUUGGUGGUAAUCUUAGUUAUACUCCAGCUUUAAUGGGAAAUGCAGUUUUAUGGAAACCAUCAGAUACGGCUUUGCUUUCCAAUUGGUGGAUCUUUAAAAUAUGUAGAGAAGCUGGUGUACCACCAGGCGUUGUGAAUUUUGUUCCUUGCGAAGGUCCAGUUUUUGGAGAUACGAUAACUGCUUCCCCUUAUUUGUCUGGUAUUAACUUCACCGGAUCAGUACCAACAUUUAAUCGUUUAUGGAUGCAAGUUGGUAAAAAUUUGGGAAAAUAUAAGAAUUAUCCAAAAUUAGUAGGAGAAUGCGGUGGUAAGAAUUAUCACUUUGUUCAUCCAAGUGCCGACGUACAAACGGUGAUUAUCGCGACAAUAAAAAGUGCUUUCGAAUUUAAUGGUCAAAAAUGUUCAGCAUGUAGUAGAAUGUAUGUUCCUGAAUCUUUAUGGUCUAAGAUAAAGGAUGGUCUUUUAUCGACACGCGAUCAACUUAAAAUAGGCGAUAUUAGAGAUUUCUCUAUUUUUACUGGGGCCGUUAUCGAUGCCACGGCGUUUAAAAGAAUUUCUGGUUAUAUCGAGCAUGCUAAAACGUCAAGUGACUUAGAAAUUAUUGGAGGUGGUCAAUACGACGACAGCACCGGAUAUUUCAUUCAACCGACGAUAGUAACGACAAAGAAUCCAAAUGAAAAAAUCAUGACGGAAGAAAUAUUUGGACCUGUAUUAACCAUUUAUAUUUACAAAGAUUCGAAACUCGAUGAAACGAUGAAAUUGGUCGAAACUUCGACCCCUUAUGCAUUGACAGGAGCGGUAUUUACCCAAGAUGAACAAUGGGCGAGAAAAGCAUUGGAGGAACUCAAAUACACAGCAGGUAAUUUUUAUGUUAAUGAUAAAUCUACUGGAUCGGUUGUUGGCCAACAGCCUUUUGGUGGCGGCAGAAUGUCCGGUACGAAUGAUAAAGCCGGUGGUCCUCAUUAUGCUUUACGUUGGUCAUCACCUCAGGCAAUUAAAGAAACAUUUAUUCCUUUGAAAGAAUAUGAUUAUCCAUACAUGAGGUCGUAAACACUCGAGUGUUUAAAUGUCGAUUUAAAUAAUAUAAUAAUACAAAUAUAGGUCCGCGCGCGUGUAUCGCUGAGCGAUUAUAUCGCACUUCAAAUUGAGAUGCGAUGCCGAAUGUCUAUAGUUGUAAAAAUAAUGGGAUCGUCUCGUGCAUUUCUUAAUGUGGAUAAGUUUAAAUAUACGAGUAAAUAUCGCUAGUUAGACUUGCGAGGCAAUCUCGAUUUGUUUUUGGCGUAUUUAAAAAUCAAUUUUUUGAAGGCUGUAAAUGUAAAUAACAAAGUAUGAUCCUUAGAGAGAGAGAGAGAGAGAGAGAGAGAGAGAGAGAGAGAGAGAGAGAGAGAGAAAGAGAAAACGAGAGAGCGAGAGAGAGAGAGUUAUUACGUGUAUGUAGUUUAUGCCUACAUAUAGUUACGUUUAUAAUACGUUUACAGACUUUGAUAAUAUAUAUAUAUAUAUAUAUAUAUACCCACACACACACAUAUAUAUAAUAUAUAUACGUAUAUGAUAUAUAUAUAUAUAUAUACAUAGUCGAUCUUGUGUUCUGCAAAACAAGAGAAAUGAAUUCUUUUACGUUUAAAAUAUUUUAGCAGACAUAGAAAUAUCGGCUCGAUGUGUUCUCUAAAAUAGGCUUCGAUAAUGCCAUUAACAAAGCGUAUAAAUGUAAUUUAUAUUAUUGCAUGUAAUUUAGAGCUUUCUUAUAAAUACAUCAACGCCUCAGGAAAUUAUCACAAAGUGAAUAAAGAUGUUAAGGUAGCCUUAUUUUCAAAGUUACUAUAGUUCAGGGCACGAUUCGUGGGUCAGAAAUGAGUAUACGUUAUAAUAUUUAUAUGAUGCGAAAGAGGAAUGCAAAUUAGCUCUUUGAAAUAAUUUUCAAAAUUGCUCAAACGAAAAGAACAAUUAUUAAAUCAUUUAUCUUUAUUCUUUUCUUUUUUUUUUUCUCUCUCUUAUUUUCUGACGUACGAAGUUAAUAUGAUGACAAGAUUCGUAUGUGACGGAGAUUUAUUCGUAAGGAUUGUUAAAAUUUUCUAAUUAUAAGUCAUACGUUAUAAAGAUCGAUUAUUUAAUCGAUGUGUUGCAGUAUUUUUAUUAUUUGGUUUAUAAUUAUAUAGAAUUUAAAAACGACACAUCUUUUUCAAGCAUUUGGAUACUGCUGUUAUGUAGAAAAUUUGUGUUGCUCAUAUAUUUAUGUGAUAUAUUUAUACAUAAAUAUGUAUCAUGUGUAUAUAUAUAUACAUAUACAUAUAUAUGUAUGUAUAUAUGUAUGUAUGUAUGUAUGUAUAUAUAACAAAUACAUUUCUUAAUAUGUAGUUCAACGAGCAAUUGCUAGUGAUAUUUUAUUCACAGAAUUACUUUGAUAAUCUGAACAGUAUAAAUAUUGGUGUUAGCACAUAUAAAUGGCUAAUAGUUAUUGAGUAUAUCAUUAAUACAAUGUUCAACACAAUAUAAUUGGUUUUCUUUUAUGAUCGGCGCCUUUUGUGAUAUAUAAUAAUUAUUAUUAUUAUUAUUAUUAUUAUUAUAAAAUAGUAGAUCUAUGUAAAAUAAUAAUUCUUGUAAGUCCUGCACAGCGGAAAGAAAUUUCUGUAAUCGUUAUGCAACUGUUGUUUGUCUUGAAUGUGAUUUAAUGGAGACCAUUGGUCCCACGAGUCAAACAAUCAUCGUAUACUUAUCAAUAAACAACUGAAGGUAUACUAGGUACAUUGACGGAUGUUACGAUGUAAUUUAUUUGAACUGUAAAAUAGCAAUAAAAUGAAAUGCUAUUCACAA